This is a messenger RNA of Oxyura jamaicensis (ruddy duck), 1969 nucleotides long. It is a transcript of the gene ENDOD1, whose product is annotated as endonuclease domain containing 1. Bases 404 to 1882 code for a protein of 492 amino acids. The transcript has 2 exons. Gene Ontology annotation, molecular function: metal ion binding; nucleic acid binding; hydrolase activity. NCBI's taxonomy places the organism in Eukaryota, Metazoa, Chordata, Aves, Anseriformes, Anatidae. The record is from RefSeq and is a predicted model, not a curated record.
CCACACCUUCUUCUGGGCGGUGGAUCCGACUUUGCAGCAUCCCCCUUGGCAGCCCCAGGAAGAUUUCUGGCUGCGUCAGCCAAAAUUCCUCCCGGGGACUGUGCUGCAAUGCAGACACCACACCCCGCUGGUGCUGCUCAGCUACAGACCAGCACCGCCGAGGGCUUUCCUCCUCCUCCUCCCUAUUAGCCCCGAUGAUUUCAGGUUGGCCGGCAUCACCUCCUCGGGACCGCAGUGCCCACAGCGGGUGUCGGUGAGGCAUCGCUGGCGUUCGGCGGUGCGGCUGCUGCCCACAGAAGCGCUCACUCCUGCGGGGACCAGCGGGUUUCAGAUUUCAUUUCCCUCGCACGCUACACCCCAAUUCCAGACACUUUCUGGCUCCGCCGCUGCAUGGACACAGAGCAUGGGUCCUUCGCCGUAUCCAGCACAAACAGACAGCUCCAGGGAGUGGAUCAUGAAGACGUCAGUUUUAUUUUGGCUUUGCAUCUCGGUUUUCCCCGGCUUUUCCCAGGGCAGAGUUGUUGGGGAGGACGAGGCUGGUUUUGCUGAGUGUAAUGUGUUUUUCCCCGGACAAGUCCCACCAGAAGGAUUCACUGAGCCUUUCCACGUGAAAAUCUGUCAGCAGUACAACAGGGAGCCGCGCUUUGCAACCCUCUACAGUACCAAGGACAAAAUCCCUCUUUAUUCGGCUUUUAAAUACACAAAAGCAGCCCAAAAUGAGGAGGAGAGCUGGCUGGUCGAGCCACAGAUAGAUGACCCAGACAAUGACCAGCACGAGAUGGUGCUCGAAGCUGAUCUCCUUGGCACGGUGGCCAACCUUGGUGCCAACCAAGCCCUGACCUCAGACUACGUGGGCUCUGGCUACGAGCGAGGGCUGCUGAACCCCAGCUUGCUCAACGAGGAAGACUUCCAGAUGGCCACCUACACGCUCACGAAUGCCGUCCCCCUGAGUCCCUCUCUGAGCAAAACCUGGCACAGAGACAUCGGGAGGGUGGUGGAGCAAGCCCUGGCCCCUCACUGCUCCAAGAAGGACCAUCUGUAUCUCCUUGCGGGCGCAAUUCCUUCCAGCGUCCGAGUCAAAGGCAAGGUGUCGGUGCCCGAGGCGCUGUGGCUGGCAGCGUGCUGUGACGCUGCAGAGGGAUGGUCUCUAGGGCUGGUGAAAAAAAUCAGCGAUGAAAACAGUUUGGCAGACCUCACGGUGGGCGAGCUGGAGAAGCAGCUCCUAGCGGGGGUUGACCUGUUCAAGGGCAACUGUGGAGAAGACAACAAAAACAAGGAGAAAGUGGAAGCAAUACUGCAAGCUGUCGGUCAGAUCCGGUCCGGAGGACAAGUGGGAGCAAAUGACAGCCAGGAGUCCAAGGAGAGUGGCUUGGUGAGAAAAGUGGCUGGCAUCAUUGCCACCCCUUUCAUCAAACUUCUGGAACUCCUCAUCUACCUGUUUGUGGAGCUGGUGAAGUUUACGUUUUAUUUCCUGUGGCUUGUUAUCAAGCGGGUUGGCAGCACAGUUCUGGACGGAGUCUACAGCCUGUGGAACGGGGUGGUGUCCUACCUCAAAGCCAUCAGCAUGGUGCUCAUCAGCAUCCCCUACGACUUGGGAAGGGUUGUCACCAACAUCUUCCUGGGCUUUCUGGAAAUCGUCCAAGACGUGGCGUUCCUCACCUACAGGAUUCUGCGCAUCCCCGUGGGAUUUGUCCUUCACCUCGCUUCUUUCCCUUACUACUCCAUCUGUGCCAUCCCCUCUGUCCUCAAAGACCUGGCUGCUGGGAUCGGUGGCACCUUCUCGCUGGCUGUUGAUGCCACAGCCACGCUUCUGCACGGCUUUUACUACGUGGCUAGCCACAUAGCCAAGCGGUUUGUCCCUAAGGGCUCCUCUGGUGACUGACAGGGGUAAAAAUCAAGGCUGCAAAGACGUGAAGUGAAAGAGGAGCUUUAAGAUACGUGGCCAAACACUGUCAAUUGCGUUCUGGUA